Molecule: messenger RNA, 1666 nt
Organism: Doryrhamphus excisus (bluestripe pipefish)
Lineage: Eukaryota; Metazoa; Chordata; Actinopteri; Syngnathiformes; Syngnathidae
Gene: st6galnac5b
Product: ST6 (alpha-N-acetyl-neuraminyl-2,3-beta-galactosyl-1,3)-N-acetylgalactosaminide alpha-2,6-sialyltransferase 5b
Biological process (GO): oligosaccharide metabolic process; ganglioside biosynthetic process
Molecular function (GO): alpha-N-acetylgalactosaminide alpha-2,6-sialyltransferase activity
Source: RefSeq, a predicted model, not a curated record
CAGAACCAGAUGGACCCUUUUUCCAUCGCUCGACUGCCUCUACUGCAGCCCUGUUUUGUCCUCAUCUCUGUGUCACUUCAAGUAUCCCACAAAUGGCAAUACAUUGUAGUUGCCUAUACAUAUACACAUGGACUCCUAUGAACCCUCAGUGAACCCAGACACACUAGGUCCAGAUUCAGGUAUAUACGGAGGAGUUUAGGAUCACGGGGAGCAGAGCAGAGUGGAGCAGUUUGCAUGGAUGAGGGGUGGGAGAGCAUCAGUGGAGCAUCGCUUCUCUCCAUGCAGCUCACUCAGGUCCCACUCAUGCAUUCUUGGGAGUCCCGAGGUUUUGAUAAGAUGAAGAAUCCUUGCUUGUGUGGAGGAAAAUGAGGACACGCAUGUGCCAAGGAGUUAGUGGCAUCAUCAUCAUCAUCACCAUGGUUACCAGUUUGCUGGUGGUGUACAACAAAAGAGCUGGUGGGAGAUCAACAUCAUCACCAUCAUCCUGCCAUGAAGAAGGUCCUGCAUCUGCCAUGGAGAAGCCAAAGAGACCACAGAGACCCUUGCUCUCAUCAACACUUGAGGGCUACACAGGUGUCAUAGACCGCAAGACUCUGAAGAUGCACUGCAAGACAUGCGCCCUCACCACCAGCUCCGGCCAGCUCAUUGGCAGAAAGAGGGGCAAAGAAAUCGAUCACUCGGAGUGCGUCUUCCGCAUGAACGAUGCCCCCAUCAUUGGCUAUGAGCAAGAUGUUGGCCAGCGCACUACUCUACGUAUCGUAGCGCAUUCCAGCCUGCAGAGGGUGCUGCAGGGACAGCAGGAGUUGCUAAACGCCAGCCAAGGGACAGUGUUCAUCUUCUGGGGGCCAAGCAGCUGUAUGAAGCGGGAUGGCCGAGGCCACGUGUUCAACAUUCUGAAGAUGUUGAACCAGCAGCUGCCCAGCCUUAAAGUUUAUAUAAUUUCCAGACUCAAAAUGAUGGCAUUUGAUGACCUUUUCAAAAAGGAGACUGGCAUUGACAGGAAAAGCUCCAACUCCUGGUUGAGUACCGGAUGGUUCACUAUGGCCAUCGCCCUGGAGCUGUGUGACAGGGUCAACGUGUACGGUAUGGUGCCACCUGAUGUCUGCAGAUCUCCCUCCCACCACUCGGUGCCCUAUCAUUACUACGAGCCCUCCGGCCCCACUGAGUGCCAAAUGUACCUGUCCCACGAAAAAAGCCGGCAAGGCAGCCAUCAUCGCUUCAUCACAGAGAAGAUGGUGUUUGCUAACUGGGCUCGGAGACUCGACAUCCACUUUUAUCAGCCAGACUGGAAGCCUGCAGAAGAGGCAACCGCUGUCAUCAGCUCCAACACACCAAUCCUGAAUGGAUCCGGACCCUGAGAUCAGAAGCGUUCUGUCAAGGCAGUUUGGCAGAAUUGGAUCAUCCCAUGAGAUGUGUUCAACAAAUUAAUAUUAAGUUUUGUUUUACUGGGAUUUUAUCUUAAGAGAUGAUUGCACUGUGGUUGACUCGACUUCAAACAUGUUACACAUUUAUGUGUUCUAGACUACAGAGCACACAUUGUCCUCUUUUCUUUUUUUGGAAGUGUGCCGCUUUUUAAUGACUUGAGGGAGUUUUAAACUUAGACCUACACAGAAGAUGACCUGUUUUUAUUUCUUUUGUUUUUCUUUGUGUGGCAACUGAAAAUGUC